Messenger RNA from Drosophila grimshawi, 1058 nucleotides. It is a transcript of the gene BORCS6, whose product is annotated as BLOC-1-related complex subunit 6. NCBI's taxonomy places the organism in Eukaryota, Metazoa, Arthropoda, Insecta, Diptera, Drosophilidae. Gene Ontology annotation, cellular component: BORC complex. The transcript is spliced from 3 exons. Gene Ontology annotation, biological process: lysosome localization. Bases 50 to 919 code for a protein of 289 amino acids. The record is from RefSeq and is a predicted model, not a curated record.
GACAUUUUUGCGAAAAUAAGCAUAAAUAGUGACAAUAUCGAUUUUAAGGAUGUCGCGUCGCAGCCAGGACAUUCCCAUAAGACCACGAUACGGCUAUACAGAUGAAGCCGAGGGUGAAGAGUCUGCCACUGGCCAAAGCAAAGCGCAGCAACGAAACAAUUGUGGAACACCUGCCUCCUACUCCGAAAUCCCAUUCCUGGCCCAAUACGCUGGCCCAGUGCCGGAGCAUGUGUUGCAGGAUAUCACACCCACAGCCAACAGCCAGGCAGCUCCGCUGGCCAACGAGAGUUACGUGAAUCUGGACUCGGGUGAGGACGAUAACGAUGAUGACGAUGACGAGGAGGAGGAACAGAGCAAUAGCAAUUCUAAGGACAGCUCCAGCGAGCUGGGCAGAACAACGGGACGACCCAAAUCACUGCAGUCCAAAUUUCCCUAUGAGCUAGAGGGCGAAGGUGCGACCAGCAGCACGGGUACCAUGCAUCAUUUCGUGGCCCACAAUCUGGAGUCAAAGUUGCGCGCCGCCACGGACUAUAAUAUUAGCUCGGAGCACACAACGCCAUCGCUGUCGACAGCGCCGAUCUCGAGGUUCCUCCAAUCGCGCAAUGUGCCCGAGGUGGAUGGUAAUGUACUGAGUGAUAUUGAGCUGGAGGCACAGUAUUUGGCUACCUCCGUGGAUAAUCUCGUUGAGAAUCUGGGCAAUCUGCUGCACUCGAUCUCAUCGAUAACCGCCGAUAACGUGGAGGUGCACAAGAAUGCGGUGAAGAAGCUCACCGAUGCGUUGGAUGCGAACAUUAAGUGCCAGUAUCAAUUGCUGGCCAAAACCGAGGAGAUCUCCAAGUCAAUGCGACCCACCGAGCAGCUGAGCCAGCGCAUUCGGGAAAUAAAGCGACUUGUAGAUAUGCUCGAUAGCAGCAUGUAGGAUGAAGCCAGCGUCGGAGGAGUGGAGCUGGCAGCUGCAUUUCAGCAGGAUAUCAAUGACUCUCCGUGUGCUUUUCUCUGAGCAUAGCAUUCCAUUAGAUUACAUUACUAGUCACUUUUAUUAUAUUCAAUAUUGUAAA